Molecule: messenger RNA, 2121 nt
Organism: Podarcis muralis (Common wall lizard)
Lineage: Eukaryota; Metazoa; Chordata; Lepidosauria; Squamata; Lacertidae
Gene: MED29
Product: mediator complex subunit 29
Biological process (GO): regulation of transcription by RNA polymerase II
Cellular component (GO): mediator complex
Molecular function (GO): transcription coregulator activity; transcription factor binding
Source: RefSeq, a predicted model, not a curated record
GGCGCGGCGGCGGCGGGAGGAGGGCACCCCGGCUCGGCGCAGGCCGCGGCCGGAGCGGCUUCCCUAGCGGUCGGCCAGGCGCCCGGCGGGCUCCAGCCUCCCGCGCAGGCGCAGGACUUCGACCCCGUGCAGCGCUUUCGCCUCCUGCUGCCGCAGCUCAAGGAAAGCCUGCAGAGCUUGAUGAAAGUGGCUGCCCAGAACUUCAUCCAGAACACCAACAUCGACAGCGGACAGAAAAGCAACGACGGCCCCGUGCAGAGAGUGGACAAGAGCCUCGAGGAAUUCUACGCCUUGUGUGACCAGCUGGAGUUGUGCCUGCGCCUGGCCUACGAAUGCCUCUCCCAGAGCUUUGACAGCGCCAAGCACUCCCCGACCCUCGUGCCGACAGCCACCAAGCCGGACGCGGUCCAGGCGGAGAGCCUGCCCUACACCCAGUACCUCAGCAUGAUCAAGUCCCAGAUCUCCUGCGCCAAAGACAUCCACAACGCCCUCCUGGAGUGCUCCAACAAGAUCACGGGAAAGGCCCCCUCCCAGGGCGUCCUUUAGGGCCGCCUGCAAGCUGACCCUGCCAGACGUUUUGGUUUGGACCGCUGGGCCAGAGUCAGUUCCCGGCAUGACCAGAAGGAGGCAGUCCUGUCAACACAGACAGACAGACAAGGAGCAAGGAGCCUCGUUGUCCUACCUCUUCGGCUUCCUUCCUUCCUUCCUUUGCAAAGUCCUCCCAGUCUGCCCAGGUCUUCAUCUGAGUCCUCUGUGCUGUUCAGGUUCCCGACAGAACUUGUCUCCAUCUGGGUCCGCGUUGGUUCCACAACGUCUAACUGAAACGCCAGGAGCUCAAGUCAGAUGCACAAAAACCUUUUCGCUUACAAACAGUUCUCUUGUCAGAGAAGGAUGCUGUGAAAGGACAACAAAUUAAAAUUCUCCUGAUCUAUGGGGCCUCGCAAUCUGCGGGUCUUUUUUUGGAGCUGGCCAGUCAAUAUUUUUGCUCUUUUUUCUUCCUUUCGGGAGAGAGAUGCUUGAGGACCACCCAUAAGAAGCAAAUCUGCAAGCCUAACCCUCCCCCCACAGUUCUGCAGGUUCCUUAGCCAAACCUUUCCGCCUGCCAUUGCGGUGUCCUCUCCACGCAGAAACCUCCCUCCCAGAAAGGAUCUGCGGUUCCCUUUUGAUUUCCCCCUUUAAAUCUCGCACCUUGACUUUUUUCUGGAAGACGGGCCUGUGCGAAUGUGUGUGUAAGUUUGUAGAUUGAUCAAAUGCAUAAUUCUGCAAAAGAGACUUCCUGGAACCCUGUGCAGAACUCCCGCCUGUGGAUUUUCCUUUCCUAACGAAUACAAAAGGAGAAAUCUGACCCAGUAGCCUUAGUUCAACCUGUUUCUACCCUGCUGUCCAUAAAUUGGGUGCCCCUGGCAGGAUUAAGUUAUUUCUCUCAGGAGAAGAGACCCUGCAAGCAAGUCUCUUCACACACCUCCCACCAUGAAUCCAGGAGGGACUGCAAUCUUGUCUGGUUUUCAUCGCUGCGUUCUCUCUGCUCGCCAUUUUAUUUUUUUCUGCCCUGGGAGAGUGUGUCCUUUUCCAUUUCUCGUUGGUUUUGCUCCCUGUUUUUGUGGGAAAAGGCGAUUUUACCACCGCAGAGAAGAGCUGGCCUGUCCCCUGUUGUGGAAGACUUUCUCAGUUACUGCCUUUAGUUUUCCAGUGUGUGUCCUUUUAUGAUUAUCAGGAUAAAAAAAAAAGGCAUUGGAGUUGGGUCCAGACUUCAGGCUGCAGUCCUCCACAGGUUUACCUGGGUGUAAGUCCUAUUGGUUUCAGUGGGACUUACUUCUGAGUUCACUCUUCUGCGCUAGCUGUCCUGCCUUGAAGACCCACUGGCAGAAAGGGAGUAAGCUUGCCGGAACCAGCUUACAUUCCAUUGAUUUCGGUGGGCCUACUCUAAGUAAGACUAGGUCCGGAUCCUACCCAUUAACCUUUUCAGAGAGCUUCGUUCUCUUCUAGGCUGCCAUUCUUGGUGAUCAAGGCAAGGCAGUUCUGUUACUUUGUACAGCAGCAAAGGAUUCCUUUGUGAUUUAUUUCCCCAAUCCAUUUUGCUCCUAAUAAUAAAAAUAAAAGUGUUCAUUUUGCUUCUCUUAA